Molecule: messenger RNA, 387 nt
Organism: Lactuca saligna
Lineage: Eukaryota; Viridiplantae; Streptophyta; Magnoliopsida; Asterales; Asteraceae
Source: the annotation of a GenBank genome assembly
AUGGCUUUCAACAAAUCUUCCACUUUCUUCCUAACUAUUAACAUCCUCUUCUUUGCAGUCACACAGGCUUGCUUCACUUGCCACACUCCAUCUGUUCCAUUGCCGGAAAAACCCAUUGCUCCAAAGGGAAACUGCCCUAGGGAUGCCCUGAAACUGGGUGUGUGUGCUAAGUUGCUUAAUGAUUCCAUUGGGACUGUCAUUGGUAACCCACCGGACCACCCCUGCUGCUCAGCCCUUGGUGGCCUUCUCGACCUUGAAGUCGCAGCCUGCCUUUGCACUGCUUUGAAAGCCAAUGUUCUAGGGAUCAACAUUAAUAUCCCUAUCUCACUUAGCCUUCUUGUUAACACUUGUGGCAAAGAGCUCCCAAAGGAUUUCAUUUGUGCCUAG